This is a messenger RNA of Canariomyces notabilis, 2409 nucleotides long. RefSeq lists its product as uncharacterized. Gene Ontology annotation, biological process: regulation of transcription by RNA polymerase II; DNA-templated transcription. NCBI's taxonomy places the organism in Eukaryota, Fungi, Ascomycota, Sordariomycetes, Sordariales, Chaetomiaceae. The coding region runs from base 1 to 2409 and encodes 802 amino acids. Gene Ontology annotation, molecular function: DNA-binding transcription factor activity, RNA polymerase II-specific; zinc ion binding; RNA polymerase II cis-regulatory region sequence-specific DNA binding. The transcript has 3 exons. The record is from RefSeq and is a predicted model, not a curated record. Gene Ontology annotation, cellular component: chromatin.
AUGCCUGGCGCAAGCGUGGCAGUAAUGCCAUCUUCGGCAGCAUCAACACCGGCACGAAAGGCCUCACUCGCCCCAGAGAGAAAGUACAAGUGCCAGUUCUGCAACCGAGCAUUCAGCAGGAGCGAGCAUCGGAGCAGACAUGAGCGAUCCCAUACAAAAGAGCGGCCGUUCAAGUGUCUCAAGUGUCGGAGCACCUUCGUGCGGCGCGACCUUCUUCUCCGGCAUGACCGCACCGUCCAUGCUAAAGAUGGAGGUGUCCCUCUCCACAGCGACGGCAAGCGCCGAGGCGGCCCCAAGACUGCCCGGCCUGUCAGCGGUCCCUCCAAGUCUGCAAUCGCCAUCGAUACUUCGGCUCUUGAGCAAUUCGAAGCCAGUAGCGACGGUAUUUUCGAUGUGGAAACCGCUGCAAUGCUCGUUGCUGACCUUCAUCAAAAAGCGACCGCAGCGGCUCGUGCUAAUGGCAGCCACUACGACAGCAGUCCUGGCAUGGCUUUCUCUCAGCAUGGAUCCGCGAUGAUGGAACCUGCCGUGACAUACCCCAACGGCGCUAUCGGCUUGCCGCAGUGGGAGGGCUUCAUGUCACAGUCAGAGCCCAAGGCGCAUUCGAUCAGCUCAGGCGGCUCGGCAGCAUUCGAUGCUCAGAACACCUCCAGUCAGCUGCCUCCCCUUGCCGGCCAGAAUGUCAACGGUCUGGCCCCAGGACUUCAGGCCAUGAUCAAUUCGCUUCCCCCUUCGGCCGCAGGCACUCCAAGACCUCAGUCACCGUUCAUGCAGCACCGCUCUCACACGCCUGUUGACGCCGCUCAGCCCAGCGGGAGUUUCAAGGCCCCUCAGGUCAGCAAUGAUGAAGAAAGGAACAUGAUCCUGGACCAUAUCCGCAGCACAGAUAGCGAACAUGCCAUCCCAGAAGGCUUCCGCGUCCCUAGCCUAUCUUCCAUGAAUCGUUAUCUUGCCACCUACUUCGGCCUGUUCCAUCACCACCUUCCAUUCCUGCAUCCUGCCUCGUUUGAGCCGACUCGGGUGUCGCCUGCGCUCCUGCUCGCUGUCCUUUCGAUCGGCGCUUUGUAUGCUUUCGAUCAGGAGCCCGCCUAUACACUUCACAUCGGGUCCAAGGUGCUUGUCAAUCAGUUCCUGCAGCACAAGGAAAACUUCAGCUCGCGCAAGUGUCCACUCUGGACAAUGCAAAGCUCGCUGCUUAACAUGAUUUUUGCGAGCUGGAGCGGCGACCCGAAGGGCCUUGAAUGGGCGUGCUCGAUCAAGAGUCUGCUUGCCAACAUGGUUGCCGGGAACCGCUACGAGUUGAAGUUGCGACAGGAAGCUCGUGAAGGCCGCGCGCCUACCCGCGCCGAGUGGAUUGAGGACGAAGGUUGCCGGCGCACGUACUACGCCGUGUACAUCUUCUUUGGUCUUCUGACACUGACAUACAACCACACUCCGGCCAUCAGCUUCAACGAGUUUGAGGACCUGCAGCUCCCCUCGACUGAGGCUCUUUGGAACCUGAAGGUUGCCGAUGACGCCUGGCAGGAUCACCUGAGGGUAUCUCCGAGCGUCACGUUCAUGGAGGCUCACGACAACCUUUUCCAAGGGGAGACACUCAAGUACAGCGCCUUUGCGACGCGAGUCAUGAUCAACGCGCUCUUCCUCGAAGUCUGGUAUCACAAGCGCAGCCCCGAGGCGCUGCAAGACGUGGUCACCGAGUACAAGCUUAGGCUUGCUCUCGAGACUUGGGAGAAGUCCCUGGAUCUCUGCGAGCCGGAAGUCUUUUCGGUGCCGCUUAACGCUCCUCACAAGGGACACCCGCUGAUCUUCAACGCCAAGGCAAUGUUCCGCAACGCGCGUGCUCGGUUGGAGGUGGAUCUGAAGACGGUUCAGGAGGCCCUUCGGUAUCACGACUCGUACGAAGUGGCGGCGGCCAUGUCGAAUGCUCGGGACCGCGUGAAGCGCUCAAGCGAGAUGAUCAAGGUCAUUCAGGAGUGCUAUAACUGCAUUGAGACUGCGGUUCUCCAAGGCGUCCGCUGGGUGGCGCGCACCUCGCCGACAAACUGGAGCAUUGAGCACCCGCUGUGCGGCAUGGAUCUCAUGAUCAUCCUCAGCCUUUGGCUCUACCGUCUGGAACAUGACGAGGAGCCGGCAAGCGAGGACGAACUGGUCAUGUACAACCGUGUCCGCCAGCUGUUUGACAAGGAUCUCGACGAGACGUAUGUCACGCAGCUGAGCUCCGUCGUGGCCCGUCUGUGGGGCUCGAUGCUGGAUGAGGUGGUUGUCUGGGGAAUCACUCGCCUCAUGGGUGAAUCGUUCCGGCUCCACUCACAGGCCCUUGUGGGCUACGUGGACGAUGUUGCUGCAUCCUCUAGCGUUUCGACGCCGUCCAUGACCUCGCAGGGCGCGGACGAGGACAGCGUGUAUUAG